Molecule: messenger RNA, 2705 nt
Organism: Nicotiana attenuata
Lineage: Eukaryota; Viridiplantae; Streptophyta; Magnoliopsida; Solanales; Solanaceae
Product: probable receptor-like protein kinase At5g18500
Exons: 10
Coding region: 567-2402 (611 amino acids)
Biological process (GO): protein phosphorylation
Molecular function (GO): ATP binding; protein tyrosine kinase activity
Source: RefSeq, a predicted model, not a curated record
UCUACCAAUAAAUAUAAACUACUACUUUAAUUAAGCUGUAUUACCCUUUUACUCAUCAAAUUUGAAAUUUUAGACAUAUUCCUUUCUAAACUUGUCAGAAUUCCAGAAAAUUUUGUCGGAGUUUCAGAGGAGAAAUGUUGGUGAACUGUCUCUCACAAGAAAAAUUGCCCAGCGAAAUUGAAUAUUGUUGUCUUUUUGCACUUUGGCACCAUUUCUUCUUUGCUCCUUCAUGGCCGGCUCCCAGUUCCCGCCAUAAAAUUAUUCAGAAUAUCCAUUCAGAAUAUCCCAAUUAUACUGUAAAUAUUCCCCUCUACUCUUUCUCAAUGCCCCCCAGAAAAAUUUUUGAGACACAAUUUUUCUUGGCCCCAAAUUUGAUUUGUCCAUCUCUCAUUCUCACGUUUGUUUGAUUGUUUCAUUCACUUUUUCUUUUUUACACCUUUAUAUGUGCUUGAUAUUUCUCACUAACUCUAUUAAUUAUAACUUUCAGUUGUUUUGAAUAACAAAAGAGAGAAUAAAACUGCUACUCCAUAUAUUUUUGUGUGUGUUGGAAACUUGAAUUGCAAGAAAUGGCAUCAUCUAUGAGUAACAAUAAUAGCCAUACAGACGGUGAGAGUCUAAUAACAGGUCGUAUUGUUAUAGCUUUAGAUGCGACAAAGGAUCACUUUGAGCAGGAAAUCAAGCAAACUAUCAAUGAGAUCAGAGCACAGGGUAACAUUCUUCACGCGGGCGAUACCAUUAUUGUGCUUGGGAUUUUGCAUAAAUAUCUACAUCCUAUGGGUUAUCAAAUGGAAGCAGAGCCACUGUCCAUUUUUGGAACUCACAAACGUGAAAUUGAAAAAGAGGUAACAAAGAAGGUUGAUACAUAUGUGAACAUGCUCAUGCAAAGUGCCCAAGACUGUGAAGGUGAAGGGGUUGACAUUGAAGUCAAAAUUACUGCUGGGACUCCAGUAAGGAAGGUGGUUGUACAAGAGGUUAUAACUAUCGAUGCGGCAUGUGUUGUACUAGAUAGGUACCUCAGGCGGGAUUUGACGUAUUACCUUAAACACAUACCUUGCAAAGUUGCAUUAAUCAGUGAUAACUUGUUUGUGAAGGUUAUGAGACCUUAUUCCAUAAUUGAUGCGGACAGCAUUGAGAAUAAGUUAUACUUUUCUUUGUCCAAGCAAGUACCCUUGGCACCUCCUCCGUCUGAAGAGAACACAGAGCAGUCUGUUAUUUCAAUGAACUACUCUGGUUCCGUGGAAAGCUCCGAAAUUGCAAACAAUGAAAUGGUGACAUACAAACAACCGGAGAAUAGCACUUCACUCGAAGAUUUUAGUGCCAAUCCUAUGCAAGAAAGAUCAGGUAGGUCUGCCAGAGAGGACAUGAAGCAUUCAAUUCCUCCUGUUAUUCAGAAAGAACGAAAACCACCUACAUCAACGAAAUCCUCUAAUACACCAUUUCUUUGUAUUGCUUGUGGAGCAAAGACAGAACUAUAUAUCAAGGAUUCAAUGAGAUUCAGUUUCUCAGAGAUACAGCUGGCAACAGAUGAUUUUUCGAAGGAUAAUUUGCUUGGAGAAGGUGGAUAUGGUCGUGUAUAUAAAGGUCGGUUAAAAGACGGUCAGGUCAUUGCUGCAAAGGUGCGGAAGGAAGCAAGUACACAAGGGUUUUCCGAGUUCCAUUCUGAAGUUUAUGUUUUGAGCUUUGCACGUCACAGAAACAUUGUUAUGCUUUUGGGUUAUUGCUGCAAGGAAAAUGUUAACAUCUUGGUCUAUGAAUACAUCUGCAAUAAUUCUCUUGAGUGGCACUUAUUUGAGAAUACAGAAAAUGUCCUUGAGUGGCAUCGCAGAUAUGCUAUUGCCAUCGGCACUGCAAAGGGCUUGCGUUUUCUGCAUGAAGAAUGUCGUGGAGGUCCAAUUAUUCAUCGUGACCUGAGGCCUAGCAAUAUACUGCUCACUCAUGACUUUGUUCCCAUGAUAGGUGACUUUGGCCUGGCUAAGUGGAAGACAGACGAGGAUAAGAUUUACACGAGGAUACUUGGCUCAUUGGGAUAUUUGGCUCCUGAAUAUGCUGAAAACGGCAUUGUGUCUGUAAGAACUGAUGUCUAUUCAUUUGGCAUUGUUCUUAUACAACUAAUUUCAGGACGCAAAGCCGUAGAUUCAAUGAGAGAGGGCCAUCACUCCCUUAGACAAUGGGCAAUUCCACUCAUUAAAAGGCUUGCAUUGCACGAGCUCAUCGAUCCUCGCAUAGGUGACUCUUACGACACAUAUGAAGUGUACCACAUGGCUAGAACAGCAUUCAUGUGUGUGCAGAAUGACCCUGAACUGCGCCCAUCAAUGGGAGAGGUCUUGCGUCUUCUUCAAGGGGAGUUGGAGCAUCUCCACCAGAUCGUGGAGCAGUUCAUUCCACAUUUUAUUAGUAAAUAGAAAUGUGAUCAGCCAUGUUAUGUUUUAUUUGUCGCUACAACUGUCUUGGAAUGUAUUACAUUUCUGUGCCCGCCCGGGUUAGGAAAAAGAGCUAAUAAUAAUACAUGCAAUACUUUUUAACAGUUCAUCUAGUACAAACUCGGGUUUAUCUUGUAUACUCUCGUAUAUUGAAGAUGUUAGUUUGGUUUGGUAUCAUACUAGCUUAUUGUAUUACUUCCAUCUACAACUAAUAGCGUGAAAUAAGUUUUGAUUGACAUGUAAAUUGUAAGCCUUAUAUUAUAUUCUACUUACGAGAAAAUGUGC